Messenger RNA from Colletotrichum fioriniae, 1833 nucleotides. RefSeq lists its product as uncharacterized. The record is from RefSeq and is a predicted model, not a curated record. NCBI's taxonomy places the organism in Eukaryota, Fungi, Ascomycota, Sordariomycetes, Glomerellales, Glomerellaceae.
AUGCGCACCUCACUCCCCCUAGCCGCAGCAACCCUCGCGGGCCUCGCAACCGCAACACCAUACCAAUGCCCUCCCUUCGGCGCCGUCCUCCCCGCCGCGAAAUCACCCAGCACGCACCCGUCCGUCCGCGCCGCCGUCGCAGCCUUCGUCGCGGCCCUGGAAGCCGAGACGGCGGCCUACAACGCCUCGGCCGUCUCCAUCGGCGUCAGCUCUGCUUUCGAGGCGGCGGGAACGGAACCCUUGGUGGACUUCCAUUUCACGCCGCGGGACCGCGAUGCGCAGGGCGCGCAGGUGGUGGAUCGGGAUACGGUGUACCGGCUCGCGAGCGUGAGUAAGGUGUUUCCCGUACUGGCGGCGCUGCAGCGGGAUGAUAUGGUGCGGUGGGACGAGAGCGUAGCGACGUACAUUCCCGAGUUGGCAGAGGGGACAGAGGGGAGGAGUAAGGUUGAGUAUGUGGAUUGGCGGGAUGUUAGUGUUGAGGCUGCUGCUGUGCAUUAUGCUGGUGUUGGAGCUGAUAUGCAGACGGAUGGCGCGGCGUAUCCUGGUGAUUGGGAGUCUCUUGGUUUACCUCCUGUGUCUGACGAGGAGAAGCCAAAGUGCGGAGGGUUCCUGGGCGGCCAGGGUUGCACCAGAGAGGGUAGGUGGCAUCCCAACCCUGACGACAUUCCCAAGUUUUUUUGGACCCGAGUGUUCCUCAAGAGCCUAACACAACGCACAGAAUUUCUAGACGCCAUGAAGAACCGCCGACCGCCCGUCUAUCCAGCCUUCCAGACGCCCGUCUACUCGAACCUAGGCACGACUCUCGUAGGCAUGGCAGUCGAAGGCGCCACGGGAAAACCCUUUGAGGAGGUCCUUUUCGAGUCCAUCCUCGAACCGGCGGGCAUGGGAAACACUACCUACGGCAAGCUACCCGCGAACCUCGAGACAAUGUUCAUACCCGCCAACGACACGGAGUGGUUCAACUUCACCCUCGGCGCCCUGGACCCUGCCGGCGGCCUCUUCUCCACCACGGCGGAUAUGCUCCGCUUCGGCGACGCCGUCCUCCAGAACCGCCUCCUCAGCCCGGCCAAGACGCGGAGGUGGCUCAAGCCGUCCGUCUUCACCUCGGCUCCCGGUCAAUUCGUCGGCGCGCCGUGGGAGGGGAUCCUCUCGGAUAACGUCACGGCGGACGGAAGGCUCGUGGAGAUGUAUACCAAGGGCGGGGACCUCAUGCUCUACCACGCGGGUCUGGCGUUGAUCCCGGAGCACGGUAUUACCAUGUCGAUCCUCGUUGCCGGGCCAGAGGUUUCGGCGGCCGCGUUCUCGUACUACACGCUCAAGAUGAACGAGUUCCUCCCGCCCUUGCUCCGCGCUCUCGACGAGGCGGCGCGGGAUGAGGCCAAGGCGCGGAUCGCGGGGACGUAUGCGGACGAGGCGAGUAAUUCCAGCCUGACGAUUUCGUUGGACGGCGGGUGGGGACUGUUGUUGGAGGAUUGGUACAUGAAGGGGUUCGACGUCGUGCCGAAUCUGAGCCGGUACGUGUUCUUGGGUGUGAACCUGACGGAUCUGCCGCCCGUCACGACGCGGACGGCGAGGUUGUAUCCCACAGGGUUGGAGGAGGGCAAUGUCACGGCGUGGAGGGCGUUGUUUGAUACGUUUACGGCGGAGCAGCGGGACGCCAUUGAUGAUAUGUUCUUCUUUCCCAAUGCGUCGUGCGUGUCGUGGUUGUCGAUGGAUCGGACAACGUAUAACUAUAAGGGGCUUGAUCAUUUUGAGUUUACGUAUGGGGAUGAUGGGAGGGUUGAGAGUGUGUUGCCGAAGCCGUUUAAGUUGAGCUUGAAGAGGGUUGACUAG